Molecule: messenger RNA, 1197 nt
Organism: Penicillium waksmanii
Lineage: Eukaryota; Fungi; Ascomycota; Eurotiomycetes; Eurotiales; Aspergillaceae
Gene: glfB
Exons: 5
Coding region: 1-1197 (398 amino acids)
Cellular component (GO): trans-Golgi network; endosome; Golgi apparatus
Molecular function (GO): antiporter activity
Source: RefSeq, a predicted model, not a curated record
AUGUCUGAAGGCGAGAAGGUCCGCACUUCCGGCGACUCGCCGCGCGAGCAGGCUCUCCCCACCGUCAAUCCAAUGACCGAGAAGCAAGAGGCUCCCAAGACCUCUUUCCACCCCGCUGUCUACGUCAGUGUCUGGAUUACACUGAGUUCGACCGUCAUUCUGUUCAACAAGCAUCUCCUCGAUUAUGCCAACUUCCGUUUCCCUAUCGUCCUUACAACAUGGCACUUGACCUUUGCGACAAUCAUGACCCAGAUUCUGGCCCGCUUCACCACCGUCCUGGACGGACGCAAGACCGUUAAGAUGACUGGUCGUGUUUACCUCCGCGCUAUCGUUCCCAUCGGUCUGAUGUUCAGUCUGAGUCUGAUCUGCGGUAACAUGACUUAUCUGUACCUGAGCGUUGCUUUCAUUCAGAUGCUGAAGGCUACCACCCCCGUUGCUGUUCUGUUCGCUACCUGGGGCAUGGGCAUGGCUCCUGUCAACUACAAGGUCCUCAUGAACGUCUCGAUCAUUGUUGUCGGUGUUGUCAUUGCCUCGUUUGGUGAGAUCCAAUUCCAGCUCAUUGGUUUCCUGUUCCAGCUGGGUGGUAUUGUCUUCGAGGCCACUCGUCUGGUUAUGGUGCAGCGCCUGCUGAGCUCCGCUGAAUACAAGAUGGACCCCAUGGUUUCUCUCUACUACUUCGCCCCCAUCUGCGCUGUGAUGAACGGUGCCGUUGCCCUCUUCCUGGAGGUUCCCCAUGUCACCAUGGACCACAUCUACGGUGUUGGUUUAAUGACUCUUUUUGCCAACGCCAUGGUUGCCUUCUUGCUCAACGUCUCCGUUGUUUUCCUGAUUGGCAAGACCUCGUCUCUGGUCAUGACUCUGUGUGGUGUUCUGAAGGAUAUUCUCCUGGUUGCCGCUUCCAUGUUCAUCUGGAACACCCCCGUCACCCCUCUCCAAUUCUUCGGUUACUCUAUUGCCCUCUUCGGUCUUGUCUACUACAAGCUUGGUGGUGACAAGAUCCGCGAGUACACUGGCUCUGCCAAUCGCGCUUGGGCCGAGUACGGCAACACUCACCCUGCCCAGCGCAAGUUUGUGAUCUUCGGUGCUGCUGCUCUGAGCUUCUUCCUCUUCGUCGGCUCCAUGGCCCCCAGCUACGCCCCCGAGCAGGUUGACCGUGUGAAGGGUAUGCUCGGCGGUGCUACCGCGGGUAAUGCCUAA